ACUGCACUACUGGAAAACAUUCAUAUGGCUACAUCUUCACUGUGUGAUACUUUAUUGGCAUUCGCUGUUACGCAAGAAAAAACUAUGAAUGAAGAAUCAGGAAAACCACAGGAUGAAUUGACUGUGUCAGGUGACAGUACUUGGAAGAAAAGAGGCUUUUCAUCUCUGCUCGGCGUAUCUACGUUGAUCGGCAAGUACACUGGGAAAGUUUUAGAUGUCAUGAUCAUGAGUAGUUUUUGUGGUGGAUGUAAUUUGUGGAAAAAUAGAAAAAAAACAAAUCUUUUAGAAUACGAAAUGUGGUAUGAAAUGCAUGUAGAUGAAUGCACCAUAAACCAUUCCAGAAGUUCCGGUCAAAUGGAAAUAAGUGCCAUCACGAAAAUGUUUCUGAGGUCUGUAGAAAAAUAUGGCGUAAAGUAUCUAACAUACAUUGGCGACGGUGACAGCAAAACUUUCAAGGGGAUGCUAGAUACUAAACCGUAUGGAGAUACUGCGGUAACAAAAAAACAAUGUGUGAGUCACGUAGAAAAGAGGAUGGGAACACGACUUCGGGCUGUUAAAAAGGAUAAAACCAAUAAAGGAAUAGGAGGAAAAGGAGCAGGUGAACUUACUGAUAAAGUUAUCCAAGAAAUUACAAAAUUCUACGGAUUAGCAAUUCGACGCCAUCCAGAUUUGCUUGAAGAUAUGAGAAAGGAAGUUUGGGCAACGUACUAUCACAAAUGUUCUUCUGAUCAAAACCCUCAGCAUCAAUUUUGUCCAGAAGGCGAAGACAGUUGGUGUAAAUGGCGUAAGGCUGAAGCUAAUAAUGAACUGGACCAAUUUCAUCACGAUAAAUCACCUCUAAUUCCGCAAGUCCAAGAAGCUAUCAAACCGGUUUUCGAAGAUUUAUCGAAAGACGAAUUAUUAAUUCGUUGUUUAGGAGCAGAGACACAAAACAAUAACGAAUCUUUGAAUUCUUUGAUUUGGACUUUCGCUCCUAAACAUCUUCAUUCUGGUCCCAAGAUUGUUGAAAUUGCUAGCUACUUAGCAAUUAUUAUCUUUAAUGAAGGUUUUCAAGGAAUUUUAAAAGUUAUGUCGAUUAUGGGAUGCCCUGUUGGUCGUGAAGCCCAAGCGUAUGUUGAGAAACGGGAUGAAAAGCGAAUCUUACGUUCUGAGCGGCGCGUAAGUGAUGUCGUUAAACAAGCCAGGAUUGACUCAAGAGCUGAACAAUCUGCUUCAAAAGAGUUUCACGAGGAAGAGGAAGGAAUACUCUAUGGACCAGGCAUCGUCGAUUGAGAAGAGACUGCUUUCUCGACAAAUUGUCUAUGUACACAGAACUCAAAUGCAUCUACUUCAUCGCUUGCCUUUUUUUUUGUACAUAAAUCAGGU
Messenger RNA from Ctenocephalides felis (cat flea), 1365 nucleotides. RefSeq lists its product as uncharacterized. The record is from RefSeq and is a predicted model, not a curated record. Lineage: Eukaryota; Metazoa; Arthropoda; Insecta; Siphonaptera; Pulicidae. The coding region runs from base 25 to 1272 and encodes 415 amino acids. The transcript has 2 exons.